Messenger RNA from Boleophthalmus pectinirostris (great blue-spotted mudskipper), 1260 nucleotides. RefSeq lists its product as uncharacterized. Gene Ontology annotation, molecular function: G protein-coupled receptor activity. Gene Ontology annotation, biological process: immune response; G protein-coupled receptor signaling pathway. Gene Ontology annotation, cellular component: membrane. The coding region runs from base 105 to 1115 and encodes 336 amino acids. The transcript has a single exon. Lineage: Eukaryota; Metazoa; Chordata; Actinopteri; Gobiiformes; Gobiidae. The record is from RefSeq and is a predicted model, not a curated record.
CUAUAGGAACUGCAGUUUAUUUGCCUUCUCAUGCAGACACUACAGUCAGACUCAGCACAUCCACUCUGGUCCUCACAACUCACAUGAGAUAAAUCUCAAAGGAAAUGGCUUCUGAAAUCGAUGUUGGGAUUGUAGGGCCUUGUGUGAUUCUGGGCCUGUCCUUCCUAGUUGGAGCUCCUGGAAACCUGCUUGUCAUCUGGACUAUUGUAAGACAUGUCAAACAGCGCUCCCAUACCAUCAUCCUCAUCCUCCACUUGGCUGUUGCUGAUCUUCUGGUACUCAUCACACUGCCUCUUUGGAUCUACUCAUUGGCUCACUCCUGGGUCUUUGGAGAGCCUACGUGCAAAGUUAUGGUUUUUCUUAUCUAUACAUGUAUGUACAGCAGUGUUUUCUUCAUCACACUGAUGAGUGUGGAACGCUUUGUGGCAGUUCGUUAUCCUCUUAUGUCAGCUCACUGGAAGAAAAAGAAAGCUCUAAAUCAAUUGUUGGUCUGUCUGUGGAUUGCAGCAUUCACUUUUAGCAUCCCAGUUAUAUUAACUCAAAUUGUAGAUGGAGAAAAAGGUUAUGAACACUGUCUUUACCGUCAGUAUCAAUCUGAAACGCAGGAAUUGGUGUUUGUGCUGCUUGAAACACUUGUGGGUUACAUGCUUCCUUUCUCCAUUCUGGUCAUAUGUUAUGGAUGUCUUUGCAGCAAAAUCACCAAGAUGACAUUUAAAUCAAAGCGAAAAUCAACCAUUCUGAUUACCAGUGUUGUUAUUGUGUUUGGCAUUUGUUGGACUCCUCAUCACAUUGGAAAUAUUGUCUCCCUCAUUGUUAUUGCAAUUGAGAAAUACUACCCAGAACAGGCUGCAAGUCUAGAGAGUGUCAGCAGCACUAUGGCUUUUAUCGCAGGGGCCAUGGUCUUCAUUAGCAGUACUGUGAACCCCAUCCUGUACAUGUUUGCUGCCCGCUCCUUCAGAACUUCAAUACGGGACACUGGGAUACAGAAACUUCUCCGGCACAUCUCCAGCACAUCUCCAGGGGAAGGCAACAGAGAGGUGUCAUUUGUGUCAAAGAGGCAGACCAGCAGCUCUGUCUGUCAAGAAUCCAAAGAUCAAAUGGACAUUGUUUUAUGAUAAUUGUUCCAGAGACUAUUCAUUUUAAGUACAUUAAACAUUUUGCAAUUUGUUUGUAUGAACUGAGGACACAUUUCACUUGCAAUAAUCCUUAAAAUGUUAAAUGUUUUUUUAUUCAAAAUAAAUCAUGUUGUUUACUAACUUA